Closterium sp. Naga37s-1 is the source of this 1113-nucleotide messenger RNA. The record is from the annotation of a GenBank genome assembly. Lineage: Eukaryota; Viridiplantae; Streptophyta; Zygnematophyceae; Desmidiales; Closteriaceae.
AUGUCUGGUGUCAUCGCCAUCACGCUAAUGGACCUGCGCCGGCUGGGGCAGGUGCAGCGGCUGGUGCUGUGCGAUCGGUCCGGGCAGCACUUCCCAGCCAUCAGAGAGACGCUGCAGAGGAAGAUUGCAGACGUGUAUCGAGACAUGGAUGUGACUCUCGAGACGUACCCACCAGACGAUGUACAGGAGGAUGAGGCAGCAUACCUAACAGCCAUGGUGCGCAUGCAGCCGGGAGACAUGGUCACCAUCUUUACUCCCGACAACACUCACUACCCCAUCGCCCUUGCUGCCAUUCAACACGGGCUGCAUGUGCUUAUAGCGAAGCCAGCAGUGAAGUCCCUCCAACACCACCACCACCUCGUGCAAGCAGCAGAAGAAAAGGGUGUGCUGGUGGCAGUUGAGUUUCACAAGCGAUUCGACCCCAUCUACACUGAUGCGCGGGACCGCAUCAGGGGGCUGGGUCCCUUCGCCUUCUUCUCCAGCACCAUGACCCAGCCGAAACAGCAGCUGCACACGUACGCAGGGUGGGCUGGCAGGAGCUCAGACAUCUCCUUCUAUCUAAAUUCGCACCACAUCGAUUUCCACGCGUGGGCGGUGCAGGGGCAGUCGCGGCCAGUGGUAGUGGUGGCGAGUGCAGCGAGGGGGAAGGCAAGCCAAGUGCUGCAAGAAGCGCGGGGAGGUGCUGCUGGGGCGGUGGAUGUGGAGGGUGCAAUCACCCUCAUGGUCCAGUGGCAGAACAAGGACGGUUCAUGCGGCACUGCAGUGUACACUGCAAGCUGGAUUGCCCCUCCUUCUGACUGCCACACACAGCAGUACUUUCACUACAUGGGCCACCAGGGUGAGGUGCGGGUGGAUCAAGCUCAUAGAGGAUUCACCAUGUCAACUGAUGCAGCUGGAUUUGCUACACUCAACCCACUGUACAUGAAGUACACUCCGGAUGCAACAGGAAGAUUUGCUGGCCAGCUGGGUUACGGUUACCGCAGCAUUGCGGAAUUCGUUACGGCUGCACAGUGCAUCAACUCAAAGAAAAUGACAGUGGCAGAUGUGGAGUCCAAUGGAAUGAUUGCGACCAUACGAAGUCCAGCAUGCCUCUUAACCACCGCAAUUCUAGAG